Messenger RNA from Gilbertella persicaria, 1229 nucleotides. RefSeq lists its product as uncharacterized. The transcript has 3 exons. The coding region runs from base 216 to 1007 and encodes 263 amino acids. NCBI's taxonomy places the organism in Eukaryota, Fungi, Mucoromycota, Mucoromycetes, Mucorales, Choanephoraceae. The record is from RefSeq and is a predicted model, not a curated record.
AAAGCUUAAACAGCAUGCACUAUAUUUCUAGCAAACUUUCAUACUUUAUUUCUACCACAGAAGAUUUUUUUUACAGCAUUUCAUUGACAUUAAUGGAGUUACCUGUUCACUUGAUGCUAAAAGCGUUAAUGAGCUGAAAUCAAAAAUUACAAAAACAUUCAUUACACAAAUCAAAAAAAUACAAGCUUGAUCUCAGCCAAGAAGAUAUCAAGUUUAUGUCAAAAGUAUCGUAUAAAGCAUGGUCCUUAUUAUUUGAAUCUGGAAAGAAGUAUCAGAUCAACAAAGAUCGUUACCUUUUGUUUGAAGAAGCUCGCAAAGCAUUUCGUGGUGAAGCUAUUAUUAGAUUAUCAGAAGAUCCUGUUGAAGAAGACAAUGAUAGCUUCAAAAAAAUACUCAAUCAAAAUUCAGUUCAGCUCUUGAAUAGAUUCGAUUCACUUAUCCAACAAGAAAAAAGACUGCUAAAACAUUGUCUUUCUCAUAUUAUUAAUUUGAGUAAUCCUGAAUUAGCAGCGCUGUUUCAGCAACAAAUGCCACAAUUGUACAUACAAAACUUGUCCGAAGAGGAAGUGACCUACGAAACUGUCAAGAAUGAGCUGAAGAUUACUGGUUCACUUAGCACGUCCCUAACCUUGAAUGAUGAGAUUUCUUUUUUAGAACAGAUGAAACAGACAUUCAACGCUAUUUUUAUCAACAUGGCUAGUUCAAGAAAGAGAAAGAGACAUGCUGAAUGCACUAAUGUUGACAAGGCAACAAAUUUGCUGGAUUUAGUAAUUGGAGCAGACGACCUGUAUACUGAGCCUGGAGAGACAACUAGCAACGCAACUAAAAUGGUUCGUGUUGCUAAUGAGCACUUCUCUGGCUGGUCUUCUGGUUCAACCAGUUCGACUAGUAAUUUGGGCGGCCGAAAAACUGAUAUUUUGCUCAUGGGCAAUGAUGAAAUCUCAAAAAUAAAUGGCCAAAGUAGAAGGAAAAUAUUUGUCUCUUUAACCAAAGACAAAUGGCACUAAACAUCAACUGAAAAUGUCUCAAAAGAUGUCAUCAAGCGAUUGGCAUAAAGAAAUAGAACUUCAUCAAAAAAAGGCCAAGGCUUAGAGAGGAUUUUACUGAAACAGUUGAUGAUUUGACACUUAAAAUGACCACAAAAACCAUAAAAGUCACUAAGGGGCAUAUUGUUACAGGCGGCUGCAAUUUUACUACAUAGAUCUUCCUCUGCCACCAAUCGAUCAUGC